AGUUCGAGUCGGUCGAUAAAACACACUGGUCACCGUACCUGUUUCACGCGUAGUAGGCCAGUUACGGUGCAAAAAAAGUGAUUUUUCAUCUUGCUAAAAUUGAAUAUUUCUGGAUUCGUUUCUGGAAUACGCUCAUAAAAACAUCGGGAACAUUUAGAGACAACUCUUUCGCUACUGAAGUGAACAUUUAUUGUGCACAAAAUAUUGCAAUUCUAAGCUGAUUAGCAGUUUUUUUGUAAAGGGGUAGAGGAAAAAACGAGCUGAAUGGCUACAAAGAAAUCAUCAUACGGUUUUGAAGAUGACGAGGAGAAUAUCGAUUCUUCUGGUUCCGAUUUCGACGAAGAUGAAGAUCCUGAUGAGAUUGAAGUACCGGGUGGUGGAAAAGAUCUGGCUACGGUUGCCAAGCUUAAGAACAAUACAACUGUACCAAACUUGAGUGGUAUGGCGGCGGCAUCAAAUGUGUCAUCGAAAUCAACCGGUAAGAUACCCAGUGGUCUAGUCACGAAAUCGGUCACCACCGGCGGCUACGAAAUGAUCAAACAGCCUACCAUUACGAAACAGCCCAGUGCUAGCGGCAGUGCCUUGGGCGAUGGUAAUGUCGUUGCCAGUGGCAGUGGUUCUGGUAGCCUGGUGAAACAUAAUGUAUCGCCUUCCUCCUCAAUCCCACCGGGUGCCACCAGCAUCUUGGGGGGACUGGGAAGCUACUAUCCUCCUAGUAUAGUCACACUACUGGCACAAAUGGGUAUGGCUGCAUCUCUCGGUUUUGGUGGAAACGCAUCAGCCAACAACCUGAACCAGAUGACUAGCAACCAGAUCAUGCUAGAACACUUGAAGGCACUGGUGACGGCAAAUCCUCACUAUCUCACCAGCGGCAUACCAACAAAUCUACUCUCCCAAAUAUGGAUGGCUGAUGUCAGUAAGGUACAACCGCAGCAGCCGUUAACUACGCCAUUCAACUACCAACUCAACCAAGCGCCCGAAGAAGAAGAAGGCGAGGAGGAAGAGAUGGGAGUCGCAGAAACAUACGCAGACUAUUGGCCAGCGAAAUCUAAAGUUGGUAAAAAACAUCCCGAUGCUGUAGUAGAGACAGCUUCGUUAUCAUCCGUAGAACCACCGGACGUAUACUACAAACUAUCCAUCCCACCAGAAACUAUCAACAGUGGCCAACUCAGCGCUCUGCAGCUGGAAUCGAUUACCUAUGCUAGUCAGGCUCAUGAUCAUCUGCUGUCAGGAGGAUCUCGAGCCGGGUUCUUAGUGGGAGAUGGAGCUGGUGUGGGAAAAGGUCGCACCAUAGCAGGUAUUAUUUACGAAAAUUAUCUCAAAGGUCGAAAGAAAGCAAUUUGGAUUUCGGUUUCUAAUGAUCUACGCUACGACGCUGAACGUGAUUUACGCGAUAUUGGGGCUUCCAGAAUCGAGGUUCACGCUCUCAAUAAACUAAAAUACGCCAAAAUAAAUUCAUCAAUAAAUAAUAACAUUAAAAAAGGCGUCAUCUUCGGAACAUACUCCGCAUUGAUUGGUGAAUCGCAGAGUUCGGAAAGCAAAUAUAAAACACGCCUCAAGCAGCUACUACAAUGGUGUGGCGAAGGCUUUGAUGGAGUUAUUGUUUUCGACGAAUGUCACAAAGCCAAAAAUCUUUGCCCUGUUGGUUCUAGCAAACCAACGAAGACUGGUUUAACGGCGCUUGAACUACAGAAUAAACUACCAAAAGCGCGUGUUGUUUAUGCGUCAGCUACUGGGGCCUCUGAACCACGGAAUAUGGCAUAUAUGGUUCGAUUAGGAUUGUGGGGACAAGGUACACCAUUUCCCUCUUUCAUGGAAUUUAUAACAGCUGUGGAAAAACGGGGAGUGGGUGCAAUGGAAAUUGUAGCAAUGGAUAUGAAGUUACGCGGAAUGUACAUCGCUCGUCAACUUAGUUUCCACGGUGUGACUUUUAAGAUCGAAGAAGUUCCAUUGACGAGGGAGUUCAAGCAGGUUUAUGAUGAGUCGGUUGAAUUGUGGGUGCUGGCCAUGCAGAAAUUUACCGAAGCUGCUGAACUGAUAGAUGCUGAGAACAGGAUGAAAAAAACAAUGUGGGGUCAGUUUUGGUCUGCUCAUCAACGGUUCUUCAAAUAUCUAUGUAUAGCUUCGAAAGUAAAUCAUGCAGUAAAAGUGGCACGAGAUGCUAUUAAAUUCGGCAAAUGUGUGGUAAUUGGCUUACAGUCGACUGGUGAAGCCCGUACAUUAGAGCAACUUGAACGAGAUGAUGGGGAAUUGUCUGAUUUUGUUUCCACUGCUAAAGGUGUUUUCCAGUCAUUGGUCGAAAAACAUUUUCCCGCUCCUGAUAGAAGUCGAAUUAAUAGGUUAUUGGGAUUAGACGUCCCUAGGAAAACGCAGCUUGAAACAAUUUUAGAAAGUAUUGAUUCCAAACCAUCGGUUAGUACGGAUCUAAAACGCAAGAAUCAGGGCGAAACUUCGUCAAAUCUUAAAAAGUCACGUUUAAAUUCUCCUGGGCCCAAUAGCGAUUCUAAUAAUUCGGAUGCUGACAGUGAUAGUAACCAGGACUCUGAUAGUGACCGUAGCAGUGACCAUAAUCCAUUCUAUUCUGGAUCAGAUAGCGAUGAUGAUCCUUGGGUCGGUAAAACAGCUAAAGCUAAACCUAAAAAGGCCAAAAGUCCCAAGAAGAAACCGGUGUCAACUCAAGAUAAAAUUCAGGCUCAUCUAUCUAAAAAGCAAACAGAUACCAAACCCGUGGUUUUCCAAGCCAGUAACGGGGUUUCUAUACAGCUGGGGCCUCCACCGAAAGACGCAAUUGAACGGGCAUGUCAAAUGAAGGAUGAAUUGAUGGCAAAAAUUGAAAAACUCGGAAACAGUUUACCACCAAAUACUCUCGAUCAGUUGAUUGACGAACUUGGUGGACCCGAAAAUGUUGCCGAGAUGACUGGCCGUAAAGGUCGAGUCGUUCAAAACGACGAUGGCUCUAUACAAUAUGAAUCUAGAUCCGAAUCCGACGUUCCGCUGGAAACGUUGAACAUAACGGAAAAGAAACGCUUUAUGGAUGGCGAAAAAGAUGUUGCUAUUAUAUCAGAAGCGGCAUCCAGUGGUAUUUCACUACAGAGUGAUCGAAGAGUUCGUAAUCAAAGACGUCGAGUUCAUAUAACACUUGAAUUGCCAUGGUCUGCAGAUAGAGCUGUGCAACAGUUUGGGCGAACCCAUCGAUCAAAUCAGGUCAACGCUCCCGAAUACAUGUUCCUUAUAUCAGAUCUUGCCGGAGAACGAAGGUUCGCUUCUACAGUUGCUAAAAGAUUGGAAUCUUUGGGUGCGUUGACUCAUGGAGACCGUCGAGCAACGGAGACCAGAGAUUUAUCACAAUUCAACAUUGACAAUAAAUACGGUCGAUCGGCUUUAGAAUCCGUAAUGAAAACUAUCAUGGGAUAUGAACAACCUUUGGUUCCCCCACCGAGCGAUUACAAGGGAGACUUUUUCAAAGACAUAGCUGGAGCGCUUGUCGGUGUGGGGAUCAUCGUCAACAGCGAGCAAAUGCCGGGAGUUCUCAGUCUUGAUAAAGACUAUAACAAUAUAUCUAAGUUCCUUAACCGUAUUUUGGGCAUGCCAGUAGAGUUGCAGAACAGACUUUUCAAAUAUUUCACCGAUACUCUCACAGCUAUCAUUGAGCAAGCGAAGAAACGUGGCCGCUUCGAUUUAGGAAUCUUGGAUUUGGGAGCAGCUGGAGAAAAUGUUACGAGAACUAAAAUAACAAAGUUUAUUAGAAAACACGCGACAGGGGUUGCACCAACAGAACUGCAUACCGUUCAGGUGGAACGAGGAAUGAUCUGGCAGGAAGCUAUAGACAAGUGGGCUGAUCUAGCUGGUGAAAAAGAAGGAUUCUAUAUUUCACGACAUGCUCGGAAUGGAAAGUUUGCAGUCGUAUUAGCGAUUGAAUUUGAAGACUGCAGCAAAGGAAACACCAGCAAUAAUAAAAGAAAGAAUGAUACAAAAAACCGCAAGGAAAUGAUGUACCAGAUCUAUAAACCUAAUACGGGGCUUCAAUUCAAGCAAGAAUCAUUGGACGAGUUAGAAAAAAAGUACAAGAAGGUGUUGAGUGAUGAGGCAGAAACUCAUUGGACACAGCAAUACGAUGCGUCGGUGAAUACCUGCGCACAUAGCUACUGGAAAGGUGUUUGUCGCUAUGUUUCGAUGGGACAAGACUGUGAGAUCGGUUUACGGAGGCGCACGUAUUUUGUACUUUCGGGAUCAGUAUUGGCUGUCUGGUCGAGGGUAGAAAGUAGCUUAGCGGCUCGAAUUGGCAAUCAAAACCGAAUGCAGGUUAUUCGGUUGAAAACGAAGGAAGGCAUAAAAAUUGUCGGUACGCUUAUACCAAAGAACUGUGUUGAUCACUUAAUCAAGGAUCUGAGCAGCGAUGCAGAAAAGGUUGAGGAGCAGUCGUUUUUAGAAAAGUAAAAUUGUGAAAGUGAGUUUAGGCCACCGCCUUUGCGGAUUACGCUUAACCACACGUGAUAGUAAGUUAAGUUCAGUCGAUAGUGUUUAUUAAAACAAAAAAACAAUGUGAAACCAAACUCUAAGGCUAAGAUUCCAUUAACGACAAGCAGACUUAUGUUCAGUGAAUUGCAACUAUUGCACGGGAAAAAUAAUGUAAUUUUUGACUGCAGUUUCCUAUAAAAUUUGAACGUAUAAAAAUCAGUUUUAUUGCAUAAACAAGGUCUAGUGGAGCGCAUGAAAGCGUGUGGAUAAGUGUGAAAUUAUUGUGUGAAAUCAAUAUCCAUUUCAAUAUUCUCGUCUAACGAUGAAAUAAUGAUUGACAAAGCUUCCGUUUUGUUUCAAUUGAAAAGAAAACAGUUUGUACAAAUUCAAUCACAGAAAUAUUUUCUUGUUGAAUACAUAACAAAAAACUAUGGCUGGUUUUAAGUCAAACUUUUUUUUUUAUUUUAACAAAGUAAGAUGUACAAAAUAAAAUAGUAGAUCCUAAUUAACAGGACUAGUAGAAUGUAAACAUUAGAAAUAAACUAAUUGUGACUGAAUGCUCUA
This is a messenger RNA of Uranotaenia lowii, 5022 nucleotides long. RefSeq names its product protein strawberry notch (gene sno). Gene Ontology annotation, molecular function: chromatin DNA binding; histone binding. Lineage: Eukaryota; Metazoa; Arthropoda; Insecta; Diptera; Culicidae. Gene Ontology annotation, biological process: regulation of DNA-templated transcription. The record is from RefSeq and is a predicted model, not a curated record. The transcript is spliced from 13 exons. The coding region runs from base 265 to 4437 and encodes 1390 amino acids. Gene Ontology annotation, cellular component: nucleus.